AUGUGUGAUAUUUUCGAUGUAGCUGAGGUAGUAGUACUCGCUGCACACAAAGACUUAGCUUCUUGCAGAGUUGGGUUCAUUGAACGGCAUGAUAAGAAAGUUGUAGUCAUAAGCAAGACGUUUUUCAUUUUUGACUGUGAUUUCGAAGUGAUCGAUUCUUACGAACAUGAUUGCAAUAUUUUGAAGGUGUGUUCGCCGGCCAAUGUUGUGUUCCUUUUCUUUCUAGAUGAGCAUGGUUUAUUAAACGUCUAUCUUCCCGAAAGACACGAACUUGCAUUCUCCUUGUUAGUUUUGAUCUUUUUCUUAGAUCCGAGGAUUCGUUGUUGUUAUGGAGAGAUAUUAACUCCGUACAGCUACAUUCAGAACUUGUAG
This is a messenger RNA of Schistosoma haematobium, 372 nucleotides long. RefSeq lists its product as uncharacterized. Lineage: Eukaryota; Metazoa; Platyhelminthes; Trematoda; Strigeidida; Schistosomatidae. The coding region runs from base 1 to 372 and encodes 123 amino acids. The transcript is spliced from 5 exons. The record is from RefSeq and is a predicted model, not a curated record.